AUGCCAUUGGAGUAUUCGCCGUCGUCGCGUCGGUUGAGUCAGGAAAGUCUGCUGACCCUUAUUAGUUCGAGUAGCAUCUCGAGCGGCGUCAGCGGUCGUCGUCGACGCUUCAGCAAAAGCCCUUCAAGCGGUGCAUCGUCCCGCAGCUCCUUGACCGACUGCAGCUUCGGUGUGGUCGGCGCCAGGAACCAUUUCUAUCGUCGUUCCACGAGGCAUCUCUCCGUUAAGACGCACGGAACCUCGUCGAACGCGGUCUCAUCGGCAAGUACCGUCGCCGGCGGCGGUUCCUCUCCGCAGUUGAACGUCAAGCCGAUGUCGUUCGAGGUACCUUGUGUAGAUGCUGACACGUCGCUGGUAGGCCGUGAAUGGGUCUUCCAUGAGCUGUUGGAGAUCCUGGUGCGCCCGACCACCGACAACGGCAUGAAGGGUGCGGUGAUCUACGGCGCUACCGGUACCGGCAAGACAUCUUUGCUGCAGCAGCUGGCAUCGUUGUCACCGUUUUACCAACAAGACACCCACGUGUACGCCAAUUUCUGUGAUAGUCCUCUGCAGACGAAUGUCAGCACUGACUCGGGCUUCGCGUCCUCGUCGCGCCACAACCUCCAGUGCAACGUUGGUGCUAGCAGUUCCAGUGCUGCCGCUGUCUCUGCUUCUGCCGCUGCCACCAUCCCUGGGGGCAGUUGGUGUCACGACGUGGCACGGUCGGUGGUCGGCUACCACUUUUGCCAAAUCGAAGACCGCUCGUCGUGCUUCCUGCCCGAAUUCCUGUACAGCGUCUGUGCGAUGGUCGCUCACAGUCCACAGAUGAGUGCCUACCGCGAGUACCUGACGUCCAACAAGCAGUUGUUGAAGCGUUUCUCGGUGACCGAGUUUCUGCUUGACGCCGAGGGCACAUUUAAGGCGCUGUUUACCGAACCGUUGAACUACCUGCGGCGCUGUAGCAAGUUGCCGUCGCCGCCACCACUACCGCCGUCCUCAUCCUCGGCUUCCGCCUCAGCGGUCUCCUCUUCGUCAGCUUCGUCGUCAUCGUGCGAACGAAAUUUCUUGCUGUUGGUAGACGCACUGGACGAAGCUGAGUUUCACCGUGUUGACGGUGCCGGUGAUUCGAUCUCGUCGUUCUUGGUCAAACGGGCGGUCGAACUGCUACCCAACUGGUUGAAAGUGGUCGUGUCGGUCAAGGCGUCCAAUCUGGACAUCCUCAAGGGUCUGCCUUUGCACAAGAUCAACUUCGACAGCCCAGUUUUUGAGGAACGUUUGUACGUCGACUGUCGCAGCUACAUCGAGUUCCGCAUCCGCGCCUCAGACAACAUCCAAGCGAACGCCGCGUCCAACGUCACGUCAUCGAAGUUGUUCCCACCUCUCGAUGCCUCGUGUCCGCUGAGCCGCUUCGUCGAGUAUCUUUCUAACUCUUCCAAGGCGUCUUUCCUCUAUCUACGCCUGUUGCUGAACCUAGUCGAUCAGAAUUAUGUGGUUAUCAAAGGCUCCAACUACAACGUGCUGCCCGUCAACCUGUCUGAGGUGUUGACGCUGAUGCUGAACCUGCGCUUCUCGACCGAACGCGCGUUCCUCGACGUCAUGCCGAUCUUCAGCGUUAUGCUCGCGUCGUUGUGUCCCCUGACCGCGAAGGAGAUAUACGAAAUUUUGAACGCCGGUCGAAUCAGCAACUUUAUGUCAUGGGACGCUUUUCUUCAAAGGAUGUCCAGUCUGCAGGAUUUUGUCGUCAUGCGACAAGAUCAACGCUAUAUCUUCUUCCAUCCGGCCUUCAGGGAGUGGCUGGUGAAACGCGAAGAAACUCUGAACGCAAAAUUUCAGUGUGAUUCGAGGUAUUUGUAAAU
Molecule: messenger RNA, 1835 nt
Organism: Soboliphyme baturini
Lineage: Eukaryota; Metazoa; Nematoda; Enoplea; Dioctophymatida; Soboliphymatidae
Source: the annotation of a GenBank genome assembly